UGUUCGUAGCGGUGGCCGUUAAGUCAUGGAGUCGGGUAUGGAGGAGCUGAUGCCGCGACUGCUGCCUGUGGAAGACUGUGAUUUGGCUGAGGACUUCGACCCCACGGUGCCUCCCAGGACACCCCAGGAGUAUCUGAAGCGCGUCCAGAUUGAAGCAGCUCGAUGUCCAGAUGUGGUUGUGGCGCAAAUAGACCCCAGAAAACUGAGGAAGAAGCAGACAGUGAAUGUUUCAAUUUCCGGAUGUCAGCCUGCUCCUGAAGGAUACUCCCCAACACUCAAGUGGCAGCAGCAGCAAGUGGCCAAUUUCUCAGCUGUUCGUCAGAGCCUGAACAAGCACCGAAAUCACUGGCAGUCACAACAUUUGGACAGCAAUGUUACUAUGCCAAAGCCAGAGGAUGAAGAAGGCUGGAAGAAGUUCUGCCUAGGUGAAAGAAUAUACUCGGAAAUAGAUACACAAUCUGAUGAUGAAAGUCUAGGAAUCAAUUACAUAAAGGUUGGCUUUCCCCCUCUGCUAAGUAUUGUAAGCAGAAUGAAUCAGGCAACAGUAACCACUGUCUUGGAAUACCUGGUCAGCUGGUUUGGGGAGAAAAAUUUUACUCCAGAACUGGGUAGAUGGCUUUAUGCACUGUUGGCAUGCCUUGAAAAACCUCUGCUACCUGAAGCUCACUCCCUUAUUCGACAGCUGGCAAGACGAUGCUCAGAAGUCAGAGUACUAGGGGAGAACAAGAAUGAAGAACAAAUAUCAGCUCUGAACUUGAUAAUCUGCUUAGUUAGCAGGUACUUUGAUCAGCGUGACUUGGCUGAUGAGCCUUCCUAGACUGUUUUGAGAAUAUCAAGUAUUUUGUGUUGUCAUAGUACAAACAGCAUUGUCCGAGUUAACAGCAAGACUCUGCACUGUUCAGACCUGAAGUACGAUACAAGCCCUUCAGAGCACCCUUACGAUAAUGCACUUGGGACCGCUGUGAAUAACUUCAGCUGAGCUGUAGCACAAAUUGUCAGUGUCCUUGGUAUCAUCAUCACAAAAUGGUCAAUGAAGUGUCUGACAUCAUCUCUCAAGGUACUGUCUCUGUAAACUACAUUCUUAGUUAGAAAUUUCUACCAUAUGUGUAAUCCUGUGGACACUGCUAUUAAGUGAAAUCUGAAGUUACAUUACAAAUGGGUUGUUCUUUAUCUAACACACACCCACUAAAGUCUUUCUUUUAAAAAACUUAAGCAUUUUGAAGAGCUUUCAUAAAUACUGUGGCUUUUCUCAUUCUUCCUGAUAUUCAACAGCAGCCUUACCAUAGAAAUCUACACAGCUAGGGCUGAAUGUGUUUGUUUUUUUCAAGCUUUGGUUCCUGAGCUUCAACAUGGCUAAGCAGUUCAGCUAUAGCCACUAACUUCCUUAACUUAAUAAA
Messenger RNA from Pezoporus flaviventris, 1397 nucleotides. RefSeq names its product gem nuclear organelle associated protein 2 (gene GEMIN2). The transcript has 10 exons. Gene Ontology annotation, biological process: spliceosomal complex assembly; spliceosomal snRNP assembly. Lineage: Eukaryota; Metazoa; Chordata; Aves; Psittaciformes; Psittacidae. The record is from RefSeq and is a predicted model, not a curated record. The coding region runs from base 26 to 817 and encodes 263 amino acids. Gene Ontology annotation, cellular component: nucleus; SMN complex; spliceosomal complex.